Mesocricetus auratus (golden hamster) is the source of this 3256-nucleotide messenger RNA. It is a transcript of the gene Epb42, whose product is annotated as erythrocyte membrane protein band 4.2. The transcript has 13 exons. The coding region runs from base 1 to 2118 and encodes 705 amino acids. NCBI's taxonomy places the organism in Eukaryota, Metazoa, Chordata, Mammalia, Rodentia, Cricetidae. Gene Ontology annotation, biological process: peptide cross-linking. Gene Ontology annotation, molecular function: protein-glutamine gamma-glutamyltransferase activity. The record is from RefSeq and is a predicted model, not a curated record.
AUGGGACAAGCUCUGGGUAUCAAAAGAUGUGACUUAAAGGCAGCAGAAAACAACAAGGAACACCACACCAAUGCCAUCAGCUCCCAGCACCUUGUUUUGAGGAGGGGACAGUCCUUCACUAUCAUCCUGAACUUCCGUGUCCCAGUCCGCAAAUUUCUGACUUCCCUGAAGAAAGUGGCUCUCGUUGCGCAAACUGGAGAGCAUCCUUCCAAGGCCAACAAGACUCAAGCCAUAUUCCCUAUUUCCUCUCGGGGUGACCAAAAAGGAUGGAGUGCAGCAGUGGAAGAAAGAGAUGCCCAGAACUGGACCAUUUCUGUAACCACACCCGUGGAUGCUGUCAUUGGCCACUACUCACUCCUGCUUCAGGUUUUAGGCAGGAAACAAUACCCGCUGGGCCAAGUCACACUGCUUUUUAAUCCCUGGAAUAGAGAUGACGCUGUGUUUCUUCAGAAUGAGGCUCAACGCACAGAAUACUUACUGAACCAAAAUGGCCUCAUCUAUGUGGGCACCGCAGACUGCAUUCAGGAGGAGCCCUGGGACUUUGGUCAGUUUGAGAGAGACGUCAUGGACCUCAGCCUGGACUUACUGAGUGUGGACAAGCGAGUGGAGAGGUGGGGUCAGCCUGCACAUGUGGCCUGUGUAGUGGGCACAUUGCUGCAUGCUCUGAAGAAAAAGAGUGUACUGCCAAUGUCACAGACCCAGGCUGCCCAGGAAGGGACCUUACUGUACAAGCAACGGGGGAGCGUGCCCAUACUGCGCCAGUGGCUCACUGGCCACGGACGACCCGUGUGUGAGAGCCAAGCCUGGGUGUUCGCUGCUGUUGCUUGCACAGUGCUGCGUUCCCUUGGCAUCCCAGCGCGAGUCGUUACCACAUUUCCUUCAGCCCAGGGUACCAGUGGGAGCCUGCUGGUGGAUGAGUACUACAAUGAGGAGGGACUACUGAAUGGAGAAGGACAGAGGGGCUGUAUCUGGAUCUUCCAAACUUCUGUAGAAUGCUGGAUGAACAGACCUGAUUUGUCCCCGGGUUAUGACGGAUGGCAGAUUCUGCACCCAAGAGAUCUUAAUGAAGUUGGAGUCCUGGGACCCUGCAGUCUGGUCCCAGUCAGAGCAGUCAAGGAGGGGGAACUGCAGCUGGACCCAGCAGUAUCAGACCUGUUUGCUGCAGUAAAUGCCACGUCCAUGGUCUGGAAGUGCUGUGAAGAUGGGACAUUGGAGCUGACCGACUCCAAAAAAAAGAAUGUUGGCAAUGGCAUCAGCACCAAGGUCGUGGGCUGUGACCGCUGCGAAGACAUCACCCAGAACUACAAGUACCCUGAAGGAUCUCCUCAAGAGAAAGAGGUACUGGAGAGAGUACAGAAAGAAAGGAAAUACCUGAAAGACAUGUGUCCUCCGAGUCCUGAGCCCGUUGACCCUAUGUACCUGUUCUUGGGCACACCUAGCUCCUUCCCCUUGAGAGGGCAAGGUCACAUCUCAGUGACCCUGAUUAAUCCCACGGACCAGGAGAAGGAGGUGCAUCUAAUGAUCAGGGCCCAGGCUGUGUACUACAAUGGAAUCCUUGCUACUGAUCUCUGGAGGCAGAAGCAGUGCUUCAGACUUGGGACCAACCAAGUUCUGAAAAUAUCCACCAGCCUCUCCUCCUUCAAUUUUGAGCAAGACCUACCUGAGAACAGCUUCCUCAGAGUCACAGCAAUGGCAACACAUUCACACAUCAGCCUCAGCUGCUUUGCUCAGGAAGACAUAGCCAUUGAUAGACCGAAUCUUACCAUCAAGAUGCCAGAGACAGCAGAACAGUACCAGCCUCUCACUGUCUCAGUUGGCAUCCAGAACUCCUUAGACUGCCCCAUGCAGAACUGCAUCAUCUCCAUCUUUGGAAGGGGACUCAUUCAUAGAGAGAAGAGAUAUAGAUUGGGUUCUGUGUGGCCAGGAAGCUGCCUGUAUACUCAGUUCCAGUUCACACCGACACAUCUGGGGCUCCAAAGACUCACUGUGGAAGUAGAUUGUGACGUGUUCCAGAACCUGACAGGCUACAAAAGUGUCCUUGUGGUGGCCCCUAAGUCUCUGUUUAAGUCCAAAACAGCCCUUGAACUUCCUUCUGAAGUCAGACAUACUCCGGAGUGACACUCUGCCCAUCAGACAAAUGAGUCUUCACUAAGGUUGAGCAGAACAGUGACCAAAAGCCAAGCUAGACUCACAGAAACCAAAAUCCAUUUCUGUUAUGUCUACUUAGGACAGCCAGAAACACUAUUUGUCUUAGAAUAAACUGCUGUGCAUUGGUGACUAAACAAGGCUUUGAAAAGACACUCAACCUUUUCAAAGUAUAAUUAGAUGUUUUGACUACCUUUCUGGAGUGCAUUCAAAUUUGGGAGGGUUCAGAUGUUUCACGACAUUUUAUUGCUCAUUAAUAUAGCCAUUAACUUACAGGAAUGAAAGACAACCUAAUGUUUAAAUCACUCUAUUUCUGAUGGCACAGGACAAUAUUGACUAAAAAUAAAAUUUUUAGGUAAUACUAAAAUUACAUUGAUUAAUACUACCCUAGCCAUCAUUGUAAAAGAUCCAAAUAUAAAUUAAUAGAAUUAUUAAAACACAUAAUAUAGGGCCCCCAAAAUAAUCUAAAUUUAGCUAUAGUGAGAUCUUUAUGAGUUCUAUACUCAUUAAAUAUCCCACAACUCAAGUCUGAUGGGAAUAAUAUGGAUUUGGCCCAAUAGAGAAGUAUGAAAAUUAAGUACAUAGAAAAAUAUAUCCUAUAAGCCUGGUGGUGAUGCGCACCAAAAUACAGUUAUGAAGUAGCAACAAAAUAAUUUUAUGGUUGAAGGCCACCAAAACAUGAAGAACUGUAUUAAAGGGUCACAGCAUCAGGAAGAUUGAGAACCACUGACCUAGAAGAUCAUAUACUGGAAAACAGGGUUACUAAAGGAAACUCUAUCUAGAUCUCUAUCCUGCUAUAGAACUCAGGAUUCAAAGGUUGAGGUGAAAUCCUCCUGCCUCAGAGAGGCUGAAUAACAAGUAGCUAACCUUGUCUCCUUGCUCUAUCUUCCAAAAAAAAGGGUUCGUUCUUCUGCUCAGCCCCAAUAAAGAACUCUCCCUACAUUUAGUUCCUCCCUACUAACUUUCUGUCAGCUAGCUGCUGACUCAACCUCUUGUCCCCAGGUUAAUUUUAUUUAAUCAAACAAAUGUAACACAUCUUUGCAUCAUUAACAAAAGCAGCAGAAACAAAUGUAACACACCUUUACAAAGCAGCCUUUAGUCCCAGCACUGG